Messenger RNA from Lachancea fermentati, 1251 nucleotides. NCBI's taxonomy places the organism in Eukaryota, Fungi, Ascomycota, Saccharomycetes, Saccharomycetales, Saccharomycetaceae. The record is from the annotation of a GenBank genome assembly.
AUGGUCUUUAAACUGAAGCACAAGCCGGCGCGUGGCGGAUCAAUGCGUGGUUGGCCGGCGAAAUUUAGGAAUUUCUUCAUGGAUUCCAAGAGAAGGAGAAAGCAGGUCUUUACACUAUUUUCACUCGGAGGAUUAGUAUUCCUCCUCUAUAUCUUAGGUGGUCUUUUCGGGAGAAGUCAUACUUCGAAGGCCGCUGCUCCCCAGAAGGUGCAUGGUUACUAUCUGAACGACAUUCAAGCCAAGAUGCCACUUAUCUUUCCUAAAGUUCAAGACGCGCCAAUUCUCAAGGAAUUGAAGAUCAAAGGUCUUUUCAUAUUGAGAAUUGAUGUGAACAAAGUGGGGCGUUAUGUUUUGAAAGAAAGUGAGCCUCCCAUGACAGAAAAAGAAAAGGCUGAAAUAACUGAUUCAAAAGCACUUGCCAAGAGAAUGUUUUUAGACCACGGCAAAAUGGUUUACAGGAAGCCUACAGACUAUCCAGAAGUCGUCAUUGUUACUUUGAUUGAUUUUGACUACUAUGAUCAGCAGUCGUUGCUCAAAAUCGUACAAAACAGGGUCAACUACGCUGUCAGACACAAGUACGGUGUGUAUGUCCGUUGGGCUCAAGAGUUCAUUCCUGCUGUCCAGAAGCAGAAUGUCAAAGACUCCUACGACUCUUUUAAGCCGCUGAUAAUGAGAGCUGCCAUUUAUGCCUUCCCACAGGCGAAGUAUUUCUGGUUUUUAGACCAAGACGCGUUGAUUGCACAGAAAGAUAUUUCCUUACAAAGUCACCUUCUAAAUUCUGAAAUGCUUGAUGCCAGCAUUUUACGCAGCGUUCCAGUUGUUGCAAAGAGUAACAUUAAGACUUACGAACAUCUACCAGUUGAGAAUGUCGAUAUUAUUUACCCUCAGACCAAUGACGGAGAAAUAGAUACUUCUUCGUUCAUCGUCACUCCAAGCGUCUACAGUAAGGCGUUCUUGGACUAUUCUGGCGACCCUCUUGUGCGGGGUUUCGACUGGAAUUCUGACUCUCACUGCAUUGGUCAUAUCUUGCAGUGGCAUCCUACUCUUUUGGCCAGAACUGCCCUUGUCGUGCCCAAGACCAUUGCUAGUGUAUUUGACCCAACUCAAAGUACGAACAAAAAACUUGAUGCCCAAACUCUACAUUAUACCGACGGCGAUCUUGUUGUCUCCUUCAGCGGCUGUAGGGAAAGAGGCAGCUGUGCACAAGACGUUGGGACCUUCUACGAGCAUAUUGAAGGAAACCAAGAAUGA